CAGCUUUCACUCUUGCGACAACACACAGUAGCCUAUAUCUGACUGGUGCGGUCGGUGAAAAAGACGGCGCAUACAGGCUACGGACGGAAAGUCUCUCAAGAACUGUCCAUUGACACCGACGAGUGGAACAGAGUUAUCUUAAGGCGGGCGAGGAAGUCGAAGUAACAGGAUUAACAUAUUUUUUUUUCUUUUGACUAUCCGAAGCAUUUAAAUCCGGUAUUCCAUAAUGGCGACAGCUGCGGUGUCUGCGACUGCUGGCUCCGGGUCGGGAGCCGAGCUGGUCCGUGGGCAGGCCUUCGACGUCGGGCCUCGCUACAGCAACCUCUCGUACAUCGGGGAGGGCGCCUACGGAAUGGUGUGCUCUGCCUACGACCGUGACAACAAGAUCCGGGUGGCCAUCAAGAAGAUCAGCCCCUUUGAGCACCAGACGUACUGCCAGCGCACGCUGCGAGAGAUCAAGAUCCUGCUGCGCUUCAAACACGAGAACAUCAUCGGGAUCAACGACAUCAUCCGGACGCCCACCAUCGACCAGAUGAAGGACGUAUACAUCGUUCAGGAUCUAAUGGAGACGGACCUGUACAAGCUGCUGAAGACCCAGCAUCUGAGCAACGACCAUAUCUGCUACUUCCUCUACCAGAUCCUGAGAGGGCUCAAAUACAUCCACUCGGCUAACGUGCUGCACCGUGACCUCAAGCCCUCCAACCUCCUACUAAACACCACCUGUGAUCUUAAGAUCUGUGACUUUGGAUUGGCGCGCGUGGCUGAUCCCGACCACGACCAUACGGGGUUCCUAACGGAGUACGUGGCCACGCGCUGGUACCGGGCGCCAGAGAUCAUGCUCAACUCCAAAGGUUAUACCAAGUCCAUAGACAUCUGGUCGGUGGGUUGUAUUCUGGCUGAGAUGUUGUCCAACAGGCCAAUAUUUCCUGGGAAACACUACUUGGACCAGCUCAACCACAUUUUGGGGAUCUUGGGCUCCCCCUCCCAGGAAGACCUGAACUGCAUCAUCAACAUCAAGGCCAGGAACUACCUGCUGUCUCUGCCGCUGCGCUGCAAGGUGCCCUGGAACCGCCUCUUCCCUACCGCCGACCCAAAAGCGCUGGAUCUGUUGGACAAGAUGCUGACCUUUAACCCCCACAAGAGGAUUGAGGUGGAAGAGGCUCUGGCGCACCCGUACCUUGAGCAGUACUAUGACCCCACAGACGAGCCCGUGGCUGAGACGCCCUUCACCUUCGACAUGGAGCUGGACGACCUGCCCAAAGAGACGCUGAAAGAGCUGAUCUUUGCAGAAACGGCCCGCUUCCAGUCCGCCUUCAGGUCCUAACAGCUCACAACGAUGGCGGCUCUGGACCGGUUUACGAGAUGCCCCUGCUUGUCUCAGCCUCAAAUUGCUCUUUUGUGUAUUUUUCUUUCCAUUUCCUCUCUCCCCCAUCCUCCCCUUAUCUGCGUCGCCUGGAUUCCCUGGCUUUCGCCCGCCAAGUCCACUUUGCUCAGGAAUGGCGUCAGGAGUCAAUCAAUCUUCUUCUACUUCUUCUAUGCUUCUCUUCUCUUCGACCAAUCUCACUCUGUUUCACGCUUGCUCUUCUCUAGAGGUUACGAUGGCCACACAAUAUGACCAAUAUUGUGGCGCCAUCAAAUGAAGAUGAACAUAUAUUGUUAAUUAACAAUUAAUCAUGUCUGUCAAAGGUUUUGAUUAUUUUUUUUUUUUUUCUAAACCGUUGCCUGAUUAACUGAUGGCAAUAAAUUGCAUGCUUUUUCUUAUUUGCAACAUAUUAUUUUGGACCGGGCAGGUUAAAUCUGAAUAAUUAAAAAAAAUAUAUAUAUAUUCAAGUUGGUUCACAUACCGGAAUGGUUACAAUCUCUUGACAGUAAGGAUGAGCAUUUGAGCUAUAGAAGUUCUAUAUUUUUUCAAAGACACGUUUUGAAAAGCAAACAGAUCAUCAUGGUAUCCUUCUGGCUUUAUCGUGUGCGACCUUAGUGGGUUGUCUUUCAUGGUCUCAAAGUGCCAAUUUCUCUCCACUUAGGAAAGAGGUUUCUCUUUUGGUUUCUUUAUUUAGGCCAAUUAUGAACUCAAGCUUUCCUCUAUGUAGAAGGUUUUACCUAAUUAAACGGGAGACAAUCCAUGCAUCAGCAUAUGAAUUCAGUUAUCCACUGGAACCAGUUUAACGGAGAUAUAACUCGGCCUCCCAUUGUUUCACGAAUGAAUACAUAUCCUAUAAACAUCAAAUGUUGCGUUUCUCAUAGUCUCAACUUGUUGAUACUCACCUCAUUCGAGAGAAUACUGUGCCCUUGCAUGACUGUUAAAAGCUCUGUAUACAAAGACAAUGUUAAGUGCCACCCAAGUAUGCAGUUCCACUAAACCCAGCUAAUUUCUUUUACGUUUUUUCAUUUCAUCUCUCAAUGACACGGUGCUCGUUUCUUUUUUCUUUUUUCUUACCUUUUUGUCAUUGUUGUUCGCUUCAUGCGUGUUCUAUUUUUUUUUUGCAGCAUUUGUGUUUUGGUUUUUAGACAAGCUUCUCUAAUUCACAACUGCUGUAUUUCUUUUUACUUCUGUUCUUUAUGUUGCCAUGUUCCAUGGUUUAGCACCUGCAUGCUAAACCAUGUCCCAAAGUGGUUGAAAGGGAGAGUAAGCUGCAUGCUUACAACCCUACAUAAAUUCAUGUUGUUCCCUGUGCAAGAAAAACUAUGGAAUCCAGGCAUGCUUACUAUAAAAAGUUUGACUCAAUAAGAUAUUUUCAGGUUGCAUAUUUCAUGAAGUCAGUUGUUUUGUUUUGCUUUAAAUUGCACACUUUGGUGUAGAUGUAACUGCAAUGGAUCUGAAGACCAAUAUCCCUUUUUGUUUGACCAAUAAUUGCCUAUUAAUGACUGUGUUCUGUUUAAAUGUUUCAUUUGAAAUGAAUUGAAUCAUGACUGUAAAUAUCGACAUCUUCUCCAAGCAAGGAUCAAUGCAAGAAGUUGCCGACAAUUUAAUUUCUUUACAAAUGGUCCAAAAAUUAUAUUUCAUCGUAAACCUUACCACUCUUGACUUAUAGCACUCUCAUAUUGAUCACCUUUAGCAUUUUCAUAAACUUAUCGCUGAACUGUUAGUCAUAAGAUGUAGUCUUAAUAACACUAAAACUUUUUUCAUGCUAGAUUUGGUGGAAUCUACGUAAAUAGAUUCUCUCAGGCUCUAGUGGCAAUUACCCAAAUACAUAUAAAAGUAAAUAACGGUAUGAUAUGAGAAAUGUACGGUAGCUGCUGCUUCGGUAGCUUGCUUUGGAUCAAAACAUGUUCACAAUUUGUACAUGUGGCGCGGUGGGGUAUCGGGUGCUAGCAGUAACAUCGGAUGCAAACAAAUAUGCUUUUUGGUCUAUUGCAUUUCAAGGCCAUAUAUAAAGACGUAUCAGAUGAUUGGUUCAGUCCAUUGUCGAUUUAAACAUACACACACACAGUAUUUACAUUUUGUUUAUAUUUUAACUAUUGUCCCGAUACUUGUGGCACUUGCUGUAUGCAUAUCUCUUUGAUAAAAAAUAACUGAAAUGCACUUGUUUCUACAAUUAUUGCGAGGGGGGGGGGUGGACGUUAUGUCUGAGAGCUGAUGCCGAUAGACGAGAGCUUGCUUGUAUAUUACAACUGGGUGAGAAGAUUUAAGGGCACUGGGAUACCUAUCCGGGUUAUUCUGUUGUAUAUUAUAAGCUUCUGCUGCAGUUCUUUGUGCAACCUGUCUGUUUUGUGCCUUCUUAAAUAGUCUUGUUAUCCAAGAUUCAAUGUGCAGCUUUCGUUCGGUCAGGAAUCUAUUGUAUUUGCUUUAAAAUAAUAACUAAAAUAAUCAAAUAAAUGGGGAGGGAGGGGUUGGAUUGGGGUCAUCCUUUUAUCCUUCAGUUUUGUCAUUUUAAAUAGAUUUGAUGACAUAAUUGAGUGAUUUUGUGCUUGUGAAUUAAAAAUAUUAAAAUGAAAUGUUUGUAUUUUUAUUUUGCCUUUUUUUUGUGCAAAUAUUUUGAUUGUAAAAUGAAUGUUAUGUUUCUAUCAGACGCUAAUCUUGUUGAAUUUUACAAUUGAACUAGUUAUCUCUGUACGUUCUGAUUGGUAUAACAUGUAAUUGUGUAGUCAACAAAUUAAAUGGAAGUCCUGGUUGUAUUUCAACAUUUUUUGUUUGUUUCACCUGUCAUAGAAAGGAUUUAAACUUAUUGGUCAGUUACAUCUUUGCGGUCAUGUGAAGGACUCAACAUGAACAAACAAUUGACUUGGCUAUUAUUAAAGACUGACUGCCACUUAGCUUUAAUGUCUUGUU
Molecule: messenger RNA, 4270 nt
Organism: Gadus chalcogrammus (walleye pollock)
Lineage: Eukaryota; Metazoa; Chordata; Actinopteri; Gadiformes; Gadidae
Product: mitogen-activated protein kinase 1
Exons: 9
Coding region: 227-1324 (365 amino acids)
Biological process (GO): protein phosphorylation; intracellular signal transduction
Cellular component (GO): cytoplasm; nucleus
Molecular function (GO): ATP binding; MAP kinase activity
Source: RefSeq, a predicted model, not a curated record